ACUCACUAGAAACACGGUGGGUGACUGCUUUUCCUCUCUCGCAAUUUCAAUAUCCUCUGGUUUACAAUUACAUUACAAUAGGCUAUCUCCAUUUACCUCCAUUAAUGCACGCUAGCCAUUGCCUCAGCCCUCAACGACACCAUCUUAUUCAAAAGUCAAGAGUUUUGGAAGCUUUUAAAGAAGCUUAAUCAGAUAUCAAUAGUUUAAUUGAACUGAGCUGAACCGCUAACAAUGGAAACCCUAGAACCAACAACCCCUUCUCCUUCUUCAAAAGCAGUAAAUAUUGAUUCUAGAAGCCCUGCCUCCACUCCUUCGUCUCUAGCCCCAUCAGUAUCGAGGCUGUGGAGGCCAGCCGCCAUACGAAAUCUCCGAAACCAGUGGUCAAAGCUAUCUUCUUUAAGAAAAGAAUGGAACUCUUUUUCUUCCAAUGGACGAUCUCUUGCCACUUCUCUUGUCAACGCUUACCUUUCUGAGAAAUUCAUGCCCUCAAUGGAACUGGGUGCUCUAAGUGAUAUACCUGAUAUUAGAAAGUCAGCUUCUUGGAAACUGUUUAAGCAGCAAGAGCUUUAUAAGAACAAAUUGUUGACAUCAUACAAAAAAUUGGUUGCUGUUGUAACUCAGAUGAGCAAAGCUAGUAAGUCCAUGAGAUGUUAUCUCAAAGGGACAAGUAAUGCUUCAUUAGUAGAAUUUUCUAGCUCUUCUGAAGACAUAAAUGAUUCAGGAGAUGGUGGUGGGAUUCCAGUCUUUGCAUUUCGGUCAGUCUCUUGUUUUGAGAAAUUGUCUGAGGAGCUUGUUCAGAUGUUUAUACUUGAAUUGAAUUUGAAGCGCUUUCUUGUUGUAGAAUUGUUAUCUCUCAGUUGUGAAGCUUCAAAUGUCAAAAGGUUCAAUUGGUCAGAUGAGCUCUAUCAAGGAGAAUUUGAUGAUCUGAAAGUUUGUAACUUGUUUUCUGAGGAAACAUCUGGGCCAGUCCAACCACGAUUGGCCGUUUCAAAGUCUGAUGUCUCAAAUUCGGGUCGUAAUCGGCAGUUGAAUGAGAAUACUAUGGAGGUUUACCUUACAACAUGGCUUGCAGAGGUGAAUAUAUGUUCUAUGAGGGUGGAUGGUAUAUUUGCUGAAAUUGGGGAGGAAAUGGGUGUUAACAAUUUGUAAGCUGGUUUGGUUUGGAUGGUGAAAGACCAAAAUUGUUCACAAGAAACUGAAGCACCAGAGAAUUAGCUAAAGGUUAAAUUGUUCAGUAGGUUCUUGCAAAUUUAUGUUUUGUUUAUUGACUGAGCUGAAAUUUGACAGCAGAAGUAGACCAUCUAAUCUUGUAGGUGUGAUCUGAGUGAAGUUGGAUAUACUGUCGUUUCAAAAAGAAAAAUAACUGUUCCAGUCUUCUGUUACCUAAAUAAUAAUUGGUAUAGUUUUAUUUCUGGUCUCGUAAUUUUUGGUUUACUGUUAGCCAAUACUUUAUAUACAAUCCGUGGGAGUGUUUUAUGGAAAUAUUAGUGGAAUAUGCUCCAGAAAAGCAUAAGAAAA
Molecule: messenger RNA, 1518 nt
Organism: Cannabis sativa
Lineage: Eukaryota; Viridiplantae; Streptophyta; Magnoliopsida; Rosales; Cannabaceae
Exons: 3
Coding region: 232-1149 (305 amino acids)
Source: RefSeq, a predicted model, not a curated record